CCUUCUCCCUCGAGCCCGUGCCCCGCGCGCCCCGCAGGCCGCUGCCCCCCCCGCCCCGCCCCGUCGCCGAGCGCGCUGCCAGGUUGCGCAAGGGGGAGGGGGGCGUUGGCCACCGUGUGUGUAGGAGCGGCCUGCGGCCCCAAUGAGGGGCUAGUGGUGCUGUGCUUGGCUCGAUUGCCCGGCCGUGCCCUUGAGCUGCAAUGGACUCGGCUCUGGAGGGUUCGGUGGCAGGUGUGACUGCGACGGUGGCCUUCGGCAGCACAGAGCCGGAAAUGCUCCAAGGACCAUCAGAAGAUGUAUUUCCAAAAAUGGAAAGUCCAGUUGAAGAAAUGGAUACCUCUGAUACCCAGUGGGGCUGGUUUUAUUUGGCUGAGUGUGGUAAAUGGCAUAUGUUUCAGACUGAUUCAAACAGUCAUUGCUCUAUUAGCAGUGAAGAUAUUGAAAGGAGUUUCCGAACAAACCCACAUGGUUCUCUGUCUUUUACGACUGCAAAGUUUAACUACAUGCUAGACUUUUCAGUGAUGAAACAAAUCAACCUGACUACCCUUAAGCAACGUCCAAUAAAGCGAGCUCCCUUUUCUAUCAAUUCAUUCAGUUUCAUCUGUGAAAAUGAGGCUAUCCCUAUGCCUUCACACUGGGAGAAUGUAAAUACUGAGGAGCCAUACCAGCUUAUUCCAUUGCAAAAGAAAACAAAUGAAUAUAAUGAAGUUUCUAGUCUCUUUGGAAAAACAAUGGAUAGCCACCGAAUUAAAAGAAUUAAGAGAAUACAAAAUCUAGACUUGUGGGAGUUUUUUUGCAGGAAAAAAGCUCAACUGAAGAAGAAAAGGGGUGUCCCAACGAUUAAUGAGCAGAUGCUAUUUCAUGGCACCAGUAAUGAAUUUGUUGAAGCAAUAUGUAUUCAUAACUUUGACUGGAGAAUAAAUGGGAUGCAUGCUGCUGUGUAUGGAAAAGGGACCUACUUCGCCAGAGAUGCAUCAUAUUCCAGCCAUUUCUGCAAAGAGAGCAUGAAGCACGGAGAUACUUUCCAGAUUCAUGGCGUGAACCUGCAGCCUCAUCUGCAUAGACCAGAUAAAGUCAUGUUUCUUGCUCGUGUAUUAACUGGUGACUAUAUUGGUGGAGAUUCAAAAUACAUAAGACCUCCUUCAAAAGAUGGAAGUUUUGUGAACUUGUAUGACAGCUGUGUGGAUAAUACCUGGAACCCAAAGAUCUUUGUCAUCUUCGAUGCCAACCAAAUCUACCCUGAGUACUUAAUAGAAUUUUGUUAAGUUUGAACUGAGUAUUGUUUGUGUAUUUUUGAUAUUUUUGUUUCUUUCAUAAAGACAACAACAUGAAAACAUGAAGCAUUAAAGGAGAGAUGUGAAAGAAAAGGUGGGAUACAUUUAUGGAGGAGGCAAGCUAUUAAGUACAUAAGAGAGAUUGGUGAACUUUUUU
Corapipo altera (White-ruffed manakin) is the source of this 1431-nucleotide messenger RNA. RefSeq names its product poly(ADP-ribose) polymerase family member 11 (gene PARP11). The record is from RefSeq and is a predicted model, not a curated record. The transcript is spliced from 8 exons. Bases 201 to 1265 code for a protein of 354 amino acids. Gene Ontology annotation, molecular function: NAD+ poly-ADP-ribosyltransferase activity. NCBI's taxonomy places the organism in Eukaryota, Metazoa, Chordata, Aves, Passeriformes, Pipridae.